Messenger RNA from Corvus hawaiiensis (hawaiian crow), 2285 nucleotides. Its product is annotated as DNA-directed RNA polymerase II subunit RPB1-like. NCBI's taxonomy places the organism in Eukaryota, Metazoa, Chordata, Aves, Passeriformes, Corvidae. The transcript is spliced from 2 exons. The record is from RefSeq and is a predicted model, not a curated record. The coding region runs from base 15 to 1142 and encodes 375 amino acids.
GGGUGGGGGUUGGGAUGGACGGAUCCCGGCGGAAUUCCAGGCUUGGGGAAUUCCGCGCCUCCCCUCCCCCGUCCCCGGCCGCCCCCGCCGGCCCCGCUUCCCGGAUUUCUGUGCCUUUCACGCAGCGGGGCGGCAGCGGGAGCCCCGGGGGGGCAGCGGGAGCCCCGGGGGGGCCGCGGGAGCCCCGGUCCUGUAUUUGCACUGUUUUUAUUCUGGAUUGGCUUCCCGACAAUACACGGCUCCAACAAGCGCGGCUGCGCCUCUUCCUCGCGCCGGGAUGGGGCGGGACUGGGGAGGGGGACGGGGAGAGGGAGGGUGGCCUGGAAUUGCAGGGGUUCGGCUCGAAAUUCCAGGGGUUCGGCUCGAAAUUCCACCGUUUGUCUGAAAUUCCACGGUUUCAGCACGAAAUUCCACGAUUUCAGCUCGAAAUUCCAGGGGUUCGGCACGAAAUUCCAGGGGUUCGGCUCGAAAUUCCACCAUUUCAGCCCGAAAUUCCACCAUUUCAGCACGAAAUUCCAGGGGUUCAGCCCAAAAUUCCACGAUUUCAGCACGAGAUUCCAGAGGUUCAGCCCAAAAUUCCACGAUUUCAGCACGAAAUUCCUGGGUUUCAGCCCAAAAUUCUACGAUUUCAGCCCAAAAUUCCAGGGUUUCAGCCCCAAAUUCCACGAUUUCAGCACGAAAUUCCAGGGUUUCAGCCCAAAAUUCCACGAUUUCAGCACGAAAUGCCAGGGUUUCAGCCCAAAGUUCCACGAUUUUCAGCACGAAAUGCCAGGGGUUCAGCCCAAAAUUCCACCAUUUCAGCUCGAAAUUCCACCAUUUCAGCUCGAAAUUCCAGGGGUUCAGCACGAAAUUCCACCAUUUGUCUGAAAUUCCAGCAUUUCAGCCCAAAAUUCCACGAUUUCAGCCCAAAAUUCCAGGGAUUCAGCCCAAAAUUCCACUAUUGCAGCACGAAAUUCCAGGGGUUCAGCACGAAAUGCCAGGGGUUCAGCACGAAAUUCCACCAUUUGUCUGAAAUUCCAGCAUUUCAGCCAAAAUUCCAGGGUUUCAGCUCGAAAUUCCACGAUUUCAGCCCGAAAUUCCAGGGGUUCAGCCCGAAAUUCCAGGGUUUCAGCCAAAAUUCCAGCACUUUGACCCAUAAUUAAAGGAUUUCAGCCCAAAAUUCCACUAUUUCAGCAUGAAAUUCCAGCAUUUCAGCAAAAAUUCCAGUGUUUCAGCCCAAAAUUCCACGAUUUCAGCACGAAAUUCCAGGGUUUCAGCCAAAAUUCCAGGGUUUCAGCUCAAAAUUCCAGGAUUUCAGCUCGAAAUUCCAGUAUUUGUCUGGAAUUCCACGAUUUCAGCCCAAAAUUCCAGCAUUUCAGCCAAAAUUCCAGGGUUUCAGCCCAAAAUUCCAGCAUUUCAGCCCAAAAUCCCAGCAUUUCAGCCUAAAAUACCACGAUUUGUCUGAAAUUCCACUGUUUCAGCCAAAAUUCCGGGGUUUCAGCCCAAAAUUCCACUAUUUCAGCCCAAAAUUCCAGCAUUUCAGCCAAAAUUCCACUAUUUCAGCCCAAAAUUCCAGCAUUUCAGCCAAAAUUCCACUAUUUCAGCCCAUAAUUAACUAUUUUAGCACGAAAUUCCAGGGUUUCAGCCCGAAAUUCCACAAUUUCAGCCCAAAAUUCCACAAUUUCAGCCCGAAAUUCCACGAUUUCAGCCCAAAUUUGGGUUUCAGGAAAAAAAAUCCGAAGCUUUAGGCCCAAUUUGAGGCCGAUUUGUGGGGUUUUCGGUCCCGCUUUCCAGGGUUUUCCGGCCCAAUCUCCCCCUCCAAGCCCCGCUCCGGAAUUCCCAUCCCAAUUUACGGAAUUUCUUCUGGAUUCGGGCCAAACUUCGAGGAUUCCGCCGCCGAUUUCGGGGAUUUCAGCCCCGAUUUGCCGGAUCUUCCCCCGCAGCUCCUGGAUCCAGCCCCAAAUCCGUGGAUUCCAUCCCCAUUCCCAGGAUUUCAGCCCCAUCUCCAGGAUUUCAAUUCCCUUUUCCAUCUUUCCGGCCAAAUUUCGGCCAUUUCGCUCCCUCUUUGGACGAUUUCAGCCCCGAUUUGCCGCGUUUUCCACCCAAUUUCUGCCUCGGGCUGGGGGCGGGGGUGGAAUUGGGGCUUCUUGCACAAAUUCCAGGCGUUUCCCCCGGAUUUUCCCCCUUUUCCAUCGGCUUUGAGCUCGGGCCCGAUGGAAAAGGGGGGAAGGGGAGCUGAGGACCCCUCCCCCACCACCACCCCAAAUUUUUUGGAGAAAGGCUUCAAAAAUAAAAUUAAUUAAAAC